This is a messenger RNA of Cyanistes caeruleus (blue tit), 276 nucleotides long. The record is from RefSeq and is a predicted model, not a curated record. NCBI's taxonomy places the organism in Eukaryota, Metazoa, Chordata, Aves, Passeriformes, Paridae.
CAUCAAACGGAUGGAGGUGCGCUGGGGAGAAAAGGGCUCCACCGAGGAAGGUGCCAAGCUGGAGAAGGCCAAGAACGCCAGGGUGAAGAUGCCAGAGCAGGAAUACGAAUUCCCCGAGCCCAGGAACCUCGGGAGCAGCAUGCGCCGGCCCUCGUCCCCUCGCAAGUGGUACUCCCCCAUCAAGGGGAAGCUGGACGCCCUCUGGGUGCUGCUGCGAAAGGGCUACGACCGCGUGUCCGUGAUGCGUCCCCAGCCAGGAGACAAGGUACCCCCAGA